AUGGCGGACAUCUUGAAGUCGGUGAAGCGCAUCGUCGUGAAGGUGGGCUCCUCGAUUCUGGUGGACAAUCAGGAGAUUGCCGCGCACCGGAUCGAGGCGCUAUGCGCGUUUAUCGCCGACCUUCAGACCAAGUAUGAAGUCAUCCUUGUCACCUCCGGCGCCGUCGCCGCGGGGUACACGAAAAAAGAGAUGGACAAGUCGUAUGUGCCGAACAAGCAGGCACUCGCGUCGAUGGGGCAGCCACUGCUCAUGCACAUGUACUACACCGAGUUCCAAAAGCACGGCAUCCUGUGCGCGCAGAUGCUGCUUGCUGCAUAUGACCUGGACUCGCGGAAGCGUACCAUCAACGCCCACAACACCAUUGAGGUGCUCAUCAGCCACAAGGUAAUCCCCAUCAUCAAUGAAAACGACGCGACAGCCCUUCACGAGCUGGUUUUUGGCGACAACGAUCGUCUGUCCGCGCUCGUCGCGCACCAUUUCAAGGCGGACCUCCUUGUCAUUCUCAGCGACAUCGACGGCUACUACACCGAAAAUCCGCGCACCUCCACGGAUGCCAAGCGGCGCCCUGUCGUCCACGAACUUAGCCCUGCCGAUCUUGUCGCAGAGGCUACCCCGAACAAUCGCUUCGCGACGGGUGGCAUUGUGACAAAGCUGCAGGCUGCUCAAUUUCUCCUGGAUAGGGGAGGGAAGAUGUACCUCUCGAGCGGUUUCCACCUGGAUAAGGCGCGCGAGUUCCUUCUGGGCGGGACGUACGAGAUAGGCACACUGUUUUAUCCAAGGGCCUCCUCGUCCUGA
Messenger RNA from Leishmania mexicana MHOM/GT/2001/U1103, 795 nucleotides. RefSeq names its product putative glutamate 5-kinase. The coding region runs from base 1 to 795 and encodes 264 amino acids. Lineage: Eukaryota; Euglenozoa; Kinetoplastea; Trypanosomatida; Trypanosomatidae. The record is from RefSeq and is a predicted model, not a curated record. The transcript has a single exon. Gene Ontology annotation, cellular component: cytosol; cytoplasm. Gene Ontology annotation, molecular function: glutamate 5-kinase activity; ATP binding.